GAGCCGUUUGUCCGUGUGUUGCCGGUUGAGUGUUUGUGACGCCGGGGCUGUCUGACUUGUGUCUGGCAGUUUGAACAGUGCGGGGCUGAACUCUGAAGUGGCCGGCGGAGUGACAGCCCGCGCGCGGCUCCCUGACAGAUCACCUGCCUCGCGCGCUGCACUGCCCGCCGCGUCUGAACCAGCGGGACGGAAUAGCCGCCUCCCUCCGCUCGCCGGAGCGUCGCCGUGCCGCACUGACAGUCGUGCUGUGACGCUGAAAUAACGCUCGGUGUGCGGACGUUACUCCGACGUUACACCGGGGGGGAAAUGAGGACUCGGAGCUGCGCGGAGGGAUGCCCGAAGCCCGCGCGCACGGCUCUCGUGCGGACAGAGUUGGCGGGGUCCGAGCAGCUUCGGCUUUGUACACGCGCUCUGCUUGUAAUGCUACUUUGUACGUUCAAGUGUCAACACAGACUUGCGGCGGCUCGCGCGCGCUGUCAGACAAACUUUGCUGGCAGCAUGGCCGCCCCGGGUUCAGGAUACGUGUGUUUUUACUUCGCAGUCGCUCCGACACUAAUUUGCUCCAGUGGAGCCCAAAAGGGCUGCUCCGAACCAGCCAGUACCGUGACAUUGUACCGGAAACCUUGGCGUAUAUUGGUGUGUGUGUGUGUGUUUUCCACGGUAGAGCCUUUAAGACGCGUCGCCGCGUUUCCACCGUGACAGCGCCGCCUGAUGAAGCUCCUCACGACGCCGAGUUCAACGCGGUUUGUUUUUCUUGACAGAUGCGCUCAGAGUUGGUUUUAAUGCAAAGUGUCAUUUAAGAGGUUCGUUAGACCGUGCUCGUGCUCAGGAGCGGGUUCCCCCAUCCGACUGUGUGUCGGUCCAUAACACCAGCUGUGUGUCGGAGGUGGAGCGAGGAGCCGCUGUUCGGGCAGACCAGGAUGCGCCUGGUGUCAGAUGAACUGUGGUGUGCGGGUUAAAGUUAAACUCCCAGUCUCCUUCAUCAAUUGAUUCAACUCAUCAUUGUUUGACAGUCUUUGUGUUCCCGACUGGAAGGUCAUAAUGCGCCACCUUUAAAUAAAUAUAUAUAUAAUUAUCUGAGUUUUUGGUCCUUUUAUGUUGUUCUGUGCUUCUAUUUUCGGACGUGUCCAGUUACAGACUAAACUUUGAGAAGAAAAUAACGUCAACAAUUCGCGUGCGCGUUAUAAUAAAGCCAAUUCCGCCUCAAAACUUGACAAAAUGGCUUGCGCAGCAGACAGCUGCAUACAGUUCACACGCCAUGCAAGUGAUGUCCUGCUCAACCUGAACCGGCUGCGGAGCAGAGACAUUCUCACCGACGUCACCAUCCUGGUUAACGGGCAGCAGUUUCGCGCACACAAGACCGUUCUGAUGGCCUGCAGUGGGCUGUUUUACAGCAUCUUCACCGACUCCCACAAGUGCAACCUCAACGCCAUCAGUCUGGACCCAAAGGUGGACCCAGAGGGCUUCGCCAUCCUGCUGGAGUUCAUGUACACCUCCCGGCUCACGCUAAAGGAGAGUCUGAUCAUGGCGAUCAUGAACACGGCCGUCUACCUGCAGAUGGACCACGUCGUGGACACCUGCCACAGAUUCAUCAAAUCCAGCGAUCCGUCCGCUAAGCUGCCCAGAGACGAGUUCUUGGUCAGUCCCUUGGUCUUACCUCAGGAUGUCCAUGCGUACCGGCCCCACGAUGUUGUCGACAGUUUGCACAGCCGCGUAGCUCCGUUCAGGGAUGGGAGGCCCUACGGCUCAAACAUGUUCAACGGGGUCAGCACCCCCAGCAACUACCAUCUCUACGGGCAGUUUCCCAUGCCAGGAUUCCCCUUCCCUCUCUGCAAACUGACCGAUACCAAAAACGCUUUUUCCGACCUCUCUAAGAGUGGCAUCCACCACAGGCACUGCGCCCCGCAUGACAGCGCCAACAUCAUCCGGGCGGAAUACGACAGGGCAGUUGGUGCCGGCUCCUCCGGCAUCAUUCACUCCACAUACGCUUCCAGGGAGCUCGGGAGGGACGACGAGAUGCGGAGGGAGAGCCACGAGGGGGUCGGCCAAUCCAUCGCCCACGGCACAAGGAAGCGCGCGUUUCCGACUCUGAGCCUGGAACACCAGAGGGACUCUGUAAAGGAUCACGCCCCCCAGGCGGAGGAGGACCUGAUCCAUCACCACUACCCGCUGGGGAUCUCCACCGCUGGACGCAAGGGCCUCAUGAGCAGCCCGCAGAGCCCCCUCAAAUCAGACUGCCAGCCCAACUCCCCGACGGAGUCGAGCAGCAGCAAGAACGCCGGCCUCUCCCAAGCGGCAGCCGGCGGGGGCGUGCAGACUCCGCAAGGCUCGCAGGACCCCAAGUCCCGAAACUGGAAGAAGUACAAGUUCAUCGUGCUGAAUCAGAGCGCGACGGAAGAGGAAGAGGAGGCGGGUCUGCGGGACCUCAGGCUUCGUUCCCCUCAGCGCCUCGGCCUGCAGCCUUACCUCCACCCCAGCGACUCAGAGAACCUGGACCCGCAAGCCACCAGCAAGAGCAGCGCUCACAGCGAGGACCUGCCCGUGCCCCAGGCUAGUCGCCUCAACAACAUCAUCAACAAUGCACUGGAGGGCUCAGUGAGGACGGGUGACGGCCCCCAUCCACACUACCUGAGCCGGCUGAACUGCUCGUCCUGCGGCACGCCGUCCCCGCAGCACUCCGAGGUGUGUCCCAAUACCCCCAGGUCUCGCCUGGCAGAGGACAUGACAGAGCUGCACUCCGAAUACUCCGACUCCAGUUGCGAAAACGGUACGUUCUUCUGCAACGAGUGCGACUCCAAGUUUGCCGAGGACGAGGCGCUGAAACGGCACAUGCUCCAGAUGCACAGCGACAAGCCAUACAAAUGUGACCGCUGCCAGGCGGCUUUCCGAUACAAGGGCAACCUCGCCAGCCACAAGACCGUCCACACGGGGGAGAAGCCGUAUCGCUGCAACAUCUGUGGCGCUCAGUUUAACAGACCAGCUAACCUCAAGACUCACACUCGCAUCCACUCAGGAGAGAAGCCAUAUAAAUGUGAGACGUGCGGAGCUUGUUUUGUACAGGUGGCUCAUCUGCGCGCCCACGUGUUGAUCCACACGGGUGAGAAGCCAUAUCCGUGCGAGAUCUGUGGAACGCGCUUCCGUCACCUGCAGACGUUGAAGAGCCACCUGCGCAUUCACACGGGGGAGAAGCCCUACCAUUGCGAGAAAUGCAACUUGCACUUCCGCCACAAGAGCCAGCUGCGGCUGCAUCUGCGGCAGAAGCACGGCGCCAUCACCAACACCAAGAUCCAGUACCGCAUGUCGACGGCGGACAUGCCCACCGACUUGACGAAGGCUUGCUGAGACACACGGAGAGGACUGGUUUCGGCGAGGCGGCAAUCUUGACCUUGGCAUUUAAAAAGAUCCGAACUUGUACAAUCAUCCAAAAUUGUAGUGCCACACUGUGUUCAUUAGACGGAUCAAUGGGCUGUGUAUGCCAUUCUAAACGGGUUUCCACUACAUGUGAACGUAGAGCCGCGAACGGCGUCUUGGUCACUUUAUUGUUUCUAUAUAGAUAUAAAUAUAUAUGUGUAUGUUUGGAGUGUUUCUAAACUUUGAAGGUACCUAUAUAAAGAUUUAUUUUGUUGACAGAAUGUAAACAAUCAGUAUUUUAUAUCAGAACUUACUUUUCUGAAAGUAUGGAACAUUUCGAUCGAUGAGUGGUUCAUAUAUUUUGGGAUUCCCAGAUUUGCGGCCGCACAGUUGGUUUUUUAUGUAGAUGUUUGUACAUGUUGCACCAUGUCAAUUUGCCAUAUUCAUGUGAACAGGGGAGGGGAGAAGAAAAGAAAAGGAAGAAACAUUGUUAUUGGAUUUUGUCAAACAUAUCAGACGACUGCUGCCGUCUGAGGUUCUGCAUGAGGUACUCUUACCGUUGUCAGCGCACAUGAAGUGGGCACACGGCAUUAAUAUUGUGUAAUUAUAUCUGUGGGAUUGCGCUCUGCUGGCAGAGCCAAUCCAAGUAUUGAAAUGCAUUUUGAGGCUUUGUUAUGACCAAGAAAAUGUUUUGCUUUGAGUGUAUUUGUAUAGAUGUGACUUGUUUGUUUUCCAUAAGUGAAUGUUUACAGUUUUGCUCAUUACAGUUCUAGCUCCUACAGUAACUUGUAUGUGUCCAGGUUUCUUUUCUCUGUUUGUACAUACACUGUGUAUUCAAUGUGCCUUUCUCUAUGGCGUCUGAAUCCUUCCCUGUUCAGCCCAGCUCUAUUUAAAAAAAGAAAAAAAAGGUACAACUCUUGGGACACCACUUGUCCUAAUCUCCCCCCAUCCCGUGUGUGUAUAUGUAUAUAUUUUUAAAUGCUUGUCACAGACCCUAAAGAUGCAAAAUUCAUCAUUGUAAAUCUUCAGGACUUGUUUUUUGGAUUGGGCUUUUUAAGAAAGAAACUGAAAAAGAAAAAAAAAGCAUUGAAGUUAUUGUGCAAUGUUCUAGAUGUAUGAAUGUAAAAUAAAAAGUACUUUAUUUGUAUCUACUAACA
Molecule: messenger RNA, 4508 nt
Organism: Pseudoliparis swirei
Lineage: Eukaryota; Metazoa; Chordata; Actinopteri; Perciformes; Liparidae
Gene: bcl6aa
Product: BCL6A transcription repressor a
Exons: 9
Coding region: 1219-3342 (707 amino acids)
Biological process (GO): regulation of immune system process; regulation of cytokine production; negative regulation of transcription by RNA polymerase II
Molecular function (GO): protein binding
Source: RefSeq, a predicted model, not a curated record